AUGGAAGUGAGAAGUGUGAGAUUGACCUUGUUGUCGGGUUUGCUGAGGCAACAGGAGGCUGCCAAAGCCAAGGCAAUAGCCAGAAAAGAAGGUAAAGAAGUGGCUUCGAAGUCUUCUGAGAAGAUCAACGCUGAAGUCCCAGCUUGGGAUCAAUACCUGCAGGCCAACUCAUCCUUCGUGUCACACGGCGUCUUCAUGCAGACCGUGGCUUGGCAAGUGGAUGGGCGGCGUGUGCUCAGCGUGGUGCCGCACCCGCUGAUGACCGAUGUGGAGAAGGUUGCCAAGGCUGUCCAGCAAAACGUCACCUCCGUGAAACAGUGCAAGCUCGCCGAUAUUUCCAAGGAGACGGGUUUCCCGGCCUUUGUUUGCCCUCCUUUCGGCUAUCCACCUGAUGCCGAGGGGAGGCCUCCACUUCUUCUGGUUGACAGCUCAGUCACGGAGAUGAAGCGGCCCUUGCUCUUCGACGUUGGCUCCAUGGGUGUUUCCCUCACGGUGAGCGAGUUCCUGCGCAGCACGCGGGCAUGCUGCGUCGAGAAUCUGGCGAAGCCGAACCUGGGGAAGCCGAACCCGAGGAAGCUUCCUCCAGCCGAUCUUCCAUCGGGCGCGCCAUCGCCGGAGCCUGCGCCAGAGCCAGCUCCAAUCAUCAAUGAUACGGCAUCCGAUGCCAUCAUGACGCUUAGAUGCAAGACUCUGGCGGGCUUGGCUGUGCACAUGGGUGCACCAGAAAAGCGCCUGAGGUCUCACGUCGCCCGCGUGGCCGUCCAGGUGAGAGCAGUCCGAAUCACUUUGACCUGCUUGCGAGGAUCCUGCGGCCCCUGCGGCGCAAGCCUCAUCUUCGUGUGUCUGACGCGGUUGAGCCUCAAGAUGUGGUUUUCGAAGAUUGGCAAUGCCCUGCCUAGCGUGGCAGAGGCAGCCGCUGCGGCUACAGCCGGAGACUUCAAUGCCUUGUCCAAGGCUGCAUCGUCUGCGCAGCAGGGCCUGCAGCAGGGCUUCUCCGACAUCACGGGGAAAGCGAAGGGAAUGGCCAAGCAAGCCUCCACGACAAUUUCGGAGAAUGCGAUUUCCAGAGAGAGGUGGAUGACGUUCUUUGGGGGAGCACUGCUCGGUUGCUUUCUCAUGAGCCUCGCCUUUGUAUUCUUGCCUGUGGUGGUAUUGAUGCCGCAGAAGUUCGCUUUGCUCUUUACUCUUGGCUCGCUCUGCUUUCUUGGAAGCUUCUCGGCUCUCCGUGGCCACGUGGCGUUUGCGAGGCAUUUGUUCUCCCGCAGCCGGCUUCCGUUCACCUUGACCUACAGCACGUCUAUGGCGGGCACUCUCUGGGCCUCUUUGAUCUACAGGUCUUACUUGCUGACGAUUGCCUUCUCCGCGGUGCAGGUGAGCUCGCUUGUGUGGUUUCUUUUGUCGUACAUUCCUGGGGGGAGGCGGGCGUUGAGCCUUGUGACGGGCUUGGCCUGGAGGGUGUGCAAAGGAUGCUGCAAAUGUGCAAGCAAGGGAUCCCUGCUGCCAUUUUGA
Molecule: messenger RNA, 1509 nt
Organism: Symbiodinium natans
Lineage: Eukaryota; Dinophyceae; Suessiales; Symbiodiniaceae
Source: the annotation of a GenBank genome assembly